AGAGGUGGAUGUGAGAAUUAAUUCAUGUAAGGACUUUUGAAGCUGCAAGCCGGCAGCGCACCCAGUGACACAGUAAUGUGUGGAGUUAGAGGGUGCGUGUUCCGAGUGACACAGUAAUGGGUGGAGUUAGAGGGUGCGUGUUCCGAGUGACACAGUAAUGGGUGGAGUUAGAGGGUGCGUGUUCUGAGUGACACAGUAAUGGGUGGAGUUAGAGGGUGCGUGUUCCGAGUGACAUGGCGAUAGUCACACAUUUCAUUUUCACUAAUCCUGUACUCUUCCUCCCGCAGGCUCUCCAGCACCCAGUGUAAAGUCUGUAAAUCAGAAAUAUGAAUUCUGCAACAAUUCUUUGAACCUGGCAAACAGACACAUGAUUGUUAUCAUGCAUAUGAAGACCGUUUGCAGUUCCAAGCAAAUAAUAUUUAAGUGUACAUUAAAAGGUUUUACAGCGUACCUUCACAAUGAGUCCUGCGUUUACAUGCAAACACCAGACGAGUUCAUUAAAACUUAUCACCUGGAAUAUGGAAAUAGAGGGGAAUUCAUUAUAUCUACACCCAUAGGUAGGUUGCCAAUCACAUCACAAAUAUGUGCUGAUGUAUCUACCUCUCCAUGUCUGUCAUUAUCUGUCAUCACCCAACACUCAAUGUUUGUCAUUAUCUGUCAAUCUGUUAUCAUCCAACUCUCAAUGUCUGUCAUCACCCAACGCUCACUGUCUGUCAUCAUCUGUCAACACUCAACGCUCAAUAGCAAAUAGUUAAAAAUAAAAAACCUUGGUGUAGUGAUUCAAUCUACCGAACAACCGCACAAAUGAAUAGACCACCUGGGAGCUGGAGUGUGCCGGCAAUUAGCCUCCCAGAAGCUGCGGUUAACCGCAGCUUAAUUGACGAAUACUGGGUAGCCGCCAUUCGUAUGACGAACACGAGGUCGCGGCCAUUUUAAACCCGCAAACGCACAGCGGUGUUCGACACCUAACUCAUGGAACUAAAAUCGGACACAGUUUGGCGCGAACACCGCUGAAGCCGCCAACCUCCUUUCUUGUUCGGCGGGAGUGCGCAAACUGCCCUGUGUUCAGGAAUUUUACCUGACUAUGUUAUACCCCAGAUAGGAAUCCCGUGGAGCCCAUUCGUAUGAGAACUGACUUUGUGGGCACUUUGGCUCCAUGGCGAUUAAACUGUAUUCGUGUGGUCUGAGCGCCAUUCGCUUAAUAAUGUGCGCUCAGACCUGAGCUAUCUGGUUAAAUGUAUGAUUUUAAUGUUAUGUGUCUUGCAUGGUAUAUUUUAAUAGUAAUUCUUGUGUUAGUAUCCCAGCGUGCAUAAUGGCGAUUUGCCUUUGUCCUGGGAGAUAAUUGAAUUACUUCUCAAUUAUCUCCAGGGCAGAGAGGAGGAAGCCAGGAUGCAUUGUGGGAAUGUAAUGUGACUGUCUGUUCUGUUUUUCUGAUCGUCUGUCUUUUGUCAGUCUCCCAUUUGAUUUCCUAGGGGAGUGUACACCAGGUGGGAGACCUGCAUAAAUACUGGGCAGGUAGCCCUCAUUAAACAGACCACUGCUUGACCCUCAACACGGAGCCUUGUCAGAUGAGUCUUUGGGGGGAUUUACUGUAUGCUGAUAGAGACUGACUGCUAGGAGUGUAAGCCGCUUGGAGGCUUUUCCUAUUCGUCUACUAGCAGCUAUUCGUAUGGUUCCAGUUCGGGAGUUUGGAGUGCUAUAUUGUAUGCAGUUCGGGAGAUUGGAGCAUUCCCUUACAUGCGGUUCAGGACUUUGGUGUUCUACAGUAGCUGUGCCUGCAUCUCUGAAAGGGGACGAUCGCCUAAACGGUUUUAACCCCUUGUGUGCUGAAACGGUCAGUUACAGCUAUGUUUAUAAAAAAAAUGGGUUAACCCUAGCUGGACCUGGCACCCAUACCACUUCAUUAAGCUGAAGUGGUCUGGGUGCCUAGAGUGGUCCUUUAAUGUAUUAAGGUACUUUUGGGGUGUUUGUUUUUUUGGUUUUUUUUUAUUAUUUUUUUUUGUGCCUGGAGAUAAUUGAGUUUAAUACAGUGCUUGACUCAAUUAUCUCCCAGGCACAGAGGAGGGAUUAUCUUGUUUUGUAUGGGAAUGUCCUGGACCUGAGAGCCAAUGUAAUCAUGUGUGUGUUUUUACUGUAGUCUACUCUCAGGUCCAGGGGGGAGUGCCCCUUGCAUGGGGACCUGCAUAUAAGGCCAGUUGUGGCUGCCAAUAAACGUAUUCCUGCUUGUACUCUCAGAACUAGGUGUUGUCCGGUUACUGGGAGGGGAAAGGGCUAAUCACUGUUCCAGCGUGGAGGAUUCAACAUGGAAAGUCCUGGUAAGGACUAGAGCUCCCAGGACUGAGUGUCGUCCAGUGCCUGGGGGUUGCUAGGGCGAAUUCUCCAUUCGGCCCCAGGAGGGAGUGGUUCCAGGGCCCCAGUCCAGUCACGGCAACUGAGGGCUAGAGUGCUGAGGUUUGUCCUCUGUUCCAGUUAAUAAGCCGUCCUUGGCAGAGGUACCCAGCCAGGGGUACAGGGAGCUCUGCUACAAUCUUUUACAGCUGGAGCUCUACAUUGGACUUUUCGCCUCCUGGGCUGCCUCUGCCAUUUUGGGAGCAGUGCUUGCACUCGGAUUGGGUCCCUGCGGCUCUGCCACGCUUUCUCUGGGGCGCAGGUGAAUCUCUGGGGGUGGGGGAGAUCGGGGGCCAUGUAUCCCACACGCUGACCAAACUUGUAGGCCGCACUUGAGGGGGAGGUGAAAGUGUCAUGAAGCAUCGCUUGUUUGGUACCAGUGUCACUUCUUCUCUGGUAUCCUUUCUGUGAGAUUUUAGCCUCAUUUGUUGUGCAUUUCGGCUGUUUUAGUGUCUUAGAGGAGAAGCUGCUGGAGCAUGCUUCCACUCGGCUCAGCGGUCAGACCUCGCCCCCUCACAUCUUUUUUUUGCUGUUGAUCCGAAAGAAUGCAAAAAUCCAGUUACAUUUUUUUUUCAAUUUUGCAGCAAACUUCUUUACCACAGAAUGGCAGUCAGAUCUCUCCGCAUAUCAGCAUUGUAUCUAUCAUGAGGCUAACAUGGCCUUGGGUUGGCACUUUAAUGAGGGGGUGGAAAGUAAAUGCCUCCCCCAGACACUAGUGUUUGCCUGUCAUGGAGCGCUCGGCUACCUCGCGUGCCACGCAGUGAUGCUGGAAGCCAGACUAUGACGUCACACCGGCCCUGGCAUCCCUAAACGGCACGCCAUGGAACAGCGCAAGAAGAUAACAGCCACAGUAGCCACGCUGGAUCCCAGAGAAAAGAUCCACUCAACCUUUCCCAAAGGAUAGGGUGAGCUUUUGUUGGGAUAAGGGUUGCCCUCGAAGGCACAAUAGGUAAGGGCUCAAACAGCCCUACUAUCCCCUCGUUGUUAUCCUUAAGAUUAGGAUCUCUCCACAAUAUUCUAUUUUAUUAUUUAUUUUUGAUCGGUGCCUGUGAUUCCAUUGGAACAAGUGCAUAUUUAACUAUUACCGAGAAGCUGUAGUUAUCUUUGUCACCCCAGUGUUAGAGAGUAUAAUACCGUUGGGAAUUGUAAUUGUCGAUAUAUGUACCACAACUGUUAUAAGUACACCAAGGCUGUAGACGUUACAAUAAUGUUAUUUUCUGCAACUGUGAAACUGCAGCAACCUUACAUAUUGUAGCUGGUUAGCAAAUCAUCUUUUUGUAUCUAUAUCAAUGACCACUUUUCUACCGUUUUGCUAGUGUUAAUUGGGCAAUAGCUUAGUAGAGCCUUGUACUGUCUACUCAUAAUAUUGUCUGUUGAGAUAAAUUAUCUUGACAUUUCGUCCCCGAUCUUACGAGCUCGAGUGGGUCAUUAGGGAACCAUGACAAUUGCCAUUACCACUAUAUCAAUAUUAUUCUGUAUAAUGACAAUUAAAUAAAAGUCAACUUGUCCACUAUUUUUGGACAUUUUAAUUUAUGAAUUAUUAAAAGUGAUGUUUUAACGUUUAAUUGUAAUUUAUCUUUUCAGUAUUCCACUUUUUCUAUACAUUUUAUUUUUGCAUUCUCCAAUUCUCUGUUUGGUAUGUCCUUUAAAUAUUAUAUAUAAUAUGUAUGGGUGCACGUAAACAUGGGAAAAUUGUGGUAGAAUGAACACAUGGUAAAAAUGCCCAUGAGGUCUUGGUCACACACAUGCUGCAUCUCAAAAUAUACUUGGUACUCGUGGGUGAAUACAGUCCGGCCCCGGAGCUUUGUUUAUAUUAACUUUCUUGCUGCUGUAGCACCUUGUCUUGAGUCAUCCAAUUCCAAAAUUUCUGCAAGCAUUUUUGCAGCAAUGAUUUGCAUACGUUUUGCCAUUGGAUCCUCCUUAUUUUUUGCUGAUGAAAAUGCUGUGCCUUUACCUUGUCUUCAUUAAAUAAUGUUUUCCAUGUGUAUCUACACUUACAUGUGUUUUUUUUUUUUUUUUUCUUCAAGAAUUGAUGUAAGUUUAUGGGGUUAGUUUUGCCUUCUUUGGCUAUCACGUUCUCAUUUUAUAGCUUAGCCCAUGAUGAUUCAUUGUAUAAAAGCCUGGGUUAAGUUACUAAUCAGUUGUUUACUACAGUAAUUAUAUUCUUCCUCUGAAAAUCUCUGGGAUAGCUAAAUAGGGUCUGUGCCUGUUUAAACUGAGCGAUUUCUCUCUAACCAAUUCUAACAAACUUUGUAUAUUGUAACAGAUCAACUUAAUGAGAAUGCAUCCGAGAUACCGGGGACCAAUAAGAUGACUGUUUUGGCUCUCAGCAACCGAACAGACUCCAGAAAUCAGACGGAGUCCAGCCGCCAUUCCCUUCCUCAAUUGGCAACCCGUUUAGUUAUUAUACUCGUUGCACUGAUCCUGCCUCCAGCAAUCUAUUUUUUCUACCUCCAUAGGAAAGUUAGGAAUUCUCAGCAAAACACACAUGUUCGGUAAGUCUGAAUCUGCAUCCUACACCCUCCCCGUUUCUCUAGUGACCUAAAAAUCACCACUAUCCCUCACCCUCUAACAAACCCCACUACUAUCACUGACCUCUCUGCUCAUUGACUCUCUGGGUCCUUCACCAUUUUAAAGGUUUCCCCUCAAAUCCUUCCAUACUUUUCAAAAACUAGGGCUCCGUACCUCGCUUAUCCAAUCCUGUACAUGACCUCUCUACAUCCCUUGCCAUCACCAAAGGCUUCCUAUUAAAGUUCCAUUGAUUUAGAGAGACCCAUUUCUAGCCAAUCCACUUCUUGUUCUGUAUUUAUCUACGGUCAGUAGAUCCGUCCUCCCCAAUCCCUUUUUGACUUGACAAGGUUGUCCGAGAGGCAUGUUUAGUAACUGAUUAGUGGGCCUUUCGGAUGUAGCAUUUAUAUUCAUUCUUAAUAUGUAUUAAUACCUAGGUGAGAGCCUCCGCCAUGUAUCCCACUUCUAACUCUUAUACAAAGUUAUAUUUUGAGCACUCCCAUUCCUUUCUCUUCCCUGUAUUGUCCCAUACUGCCAUUCUUUGUUGAAUAUACCACCUCUUUUGCCUUCAGAUGUCUUCUCGAUCCUUACUGAACGAAAGGCAUUCCCAAUAAGCUCAGGUUUAAAUCGUAUUUCGUUUUUAUAAUGAAGGCGUUGAAGGAUAUGCACCAAUUAUUGCAAUUGUUAUAAUUUUAAUAAUAUUAAAGUUUAUACAGUACAAACCUACUUCUUCACCUUUGUUGAAAAUGAACAUAUUUGAGGAUAUUGGGGUCAUAAAUUGUCACUUUGACUAUAUAUUGUCCAGUUAUUGCACUGGUAAAAGAACAUGGAGCAGAGGCGGAUAUUAACUCCUUCUUUUUUUUACUUUUAAGGGUGCAGUACAAUCAAGUUACCAGAUCAGAUGAUCUGAACGGGCAACAUUCUGUGGAAGGAGAAGCCCAGUCACCAGUCUCCGAUGAACGCCUUACCAAUAACACUGGCCAGAAUGGUAUCGGUGGAAUAGACUGUGACUCUGUAUAGAAUACAGAGUGAAACGCUGGGCUCGCAUGAUUAAUUACAGUUUUUAUCUCUCACUGAUUCUUUAUUCUUUUUACUUUUACAACUUUUCUGAUUGCCUGGUGGAGGAUGCUUCCAUACAAGGCAGUUAUUAUGGUGGCACAGCAUUAAUUCACUGAUCAUAGUUACUAUAUCUGAUAGAUUCCUUAAUGCUAUGCCUUUUUCCUGUUUGUUUUUUAGUUGACACCUAGUAGUCAAAUUGGAAGCAAAUUUUGUAGAUUUUAUUUCUAAUUUUGGCUACUUUGGCAUAAAUGUUACUAAUCAGUUGUCAUCAUAAACAUAAGACACCACAGGUAACCGUAAUGAAUACGGUUUAAAUGAUCUGUCUAUGUGAUUUUAGAGACAUAUUGUUGACAAAGGGCAGCAGAUUGAGUUCCAGACACUAUAUCAGGUCAUGGGUUUAGCGGCUUGGAGCGUUCCUUUAACUAAGAUUGUACUUUGUACUUUUUAAUGGCAUUACAUUUUUUUAGGGGAGGGAGAUAGUUUGAAUUUGAUACAAUUCAUGGGGUCAUUAGAAUGUGGGUGUAAUCCUUAGUGGGUGUAAUCUAUGAAAUUCCCACUUACCUCUAGAACAAAUCGUUCUGGACAGGUCACGUGAUAGGUGCCAAACUGGAAUCUGAACAACUUUGCAUCCAUUUUAUACCUUUUUAUAUUAUUGGAAAUUGGGGUAAAACAUUUUUUUUCCACAUUCUGUUUUUUUUAUUUUAUUAACAUGCCUUAACAUUGUUUUAAAACAUUAUUAUUAUUAUUAUUAUUAUUAUUAUACAUUGUUGCAGUUUUAAUAAAUUGAAAUAAUUAAGACAUUAGACAAUUAUUUUAUGCUUAAAUUGUCUUUAAUUCACGUUUUGCUAUACAAGACACGAGCUCCAUUAACUACUUCACUGCCAAAAUAGAGGAUGAACAUUUUUAUUUUAAUGUAUUUUUACAGUAUACAAUUCAGUCCAUAAAUCCUUACUUGACCUUCUUUAUACACUAAGAAUAAUUACCAGCCUGCAAAGGAAUGAAUUUCUCUGCCCGAAGCCACUAGUUACUGAUAUAAUGAAUGUAAAGUUGCUGAAAAAACACCCCUGCUGAAGCAGUACAGAAAGUUUCAAUGGGUCAUACCAUUCUUGCAGUGAGAACUGGAAGGCUCAUUUCACUGUCAGCAUUACAUUAACAAUCCAGUUAUUGAUAAAAAUAGCUACAGUUUUGAAUAACUUUUUUUAGAAGGUAUUUCAAAAAUGGAAUACAUGCAGACAUUCUUUUUAAAAUCUGUUUCCAUUGCCCGUAAGCUGUAUAGCUAGUAAUGCAUUUUGGUCCUUACAAAUACCAAUAACAAGGCGUUUAACAAUCUUUGUCGCAUUUACUGUAUGUGAGAAUUUGCGUUUCUGCUUUCAUACCAACUUUCUGACCCUGUAUGAUGUUUUGUACGAUAACAGACAUUGUAUACUGUCUAUAGCUUUUCAUGUCCCGAAUAUUUUUUAUAAAGGAUGAAUGAAUAAGUGAAACAUAACAUUUGUGUAAAUUGACAUUUUAAUGUUUGUUUGUCUGCAAAGCAAUCUAUACACUAAAUUGCUGUGCUAUUUUUGUAGCCUAGGUAUGUGUCCCUUGCUUCAAAUAAAUGUUAUGCUAAUAUGUUUUCAAUCAAAACGUGCUUGUCUGUGAAGUGUUAGUAACAACAAAACAAAAUAAAUUUUUAAUAGUGUCCAGUGAUUUU
This is a messenger RNA of Pelobates cultripes (western spadefoot toad), 7648 nucleotides long. The record is from the annotation of a GenBank genome assembly. NCBI's taxonomy places the organism in Eukaryota, Metazoa, Chordata, Amphibia, Anura, Pelobatidae.